AGGGAAAUUGUAAGAGUCCGUCCAUGCUCAGGACAACCUGCAAUGAAAACACUACAUCUUCAGGGGAAUCUCCAUGCACAGGGACAUGCUCGAUGACAAUCAAUGGAUUAAUGGACAAUCUGUGUGAAGAUAGAGAGGGAAGAAGCGAGUGUCUGCUCUGCCCCCCAGGGUGGAUGCUGCACAGGGGGAGAUGUUACUACUUCUCAGAGCAAUCGGGGACCUGGGAUGCCAGUAUGCGAAAUUGUUCAGGCAGGAAAUCCCAGCUGCUUGUUGUUGAAGAUGAGGCUGAGAUGGAAUUUAUAGCAACCAGAACAGAAAAGAAAUAUUUCUGGAUUGGAUUAAUCUUUCAAGAGAAAGAGGGAAGAUGGAUGUGGCUUGGUGUCUCCCAGUUAGAAGGGCACAGGCUGAGCUUGGUGAUGGUAAAUGGAAUUGGAGAUGGCAAAAACUGUUCUGCUUUCAACAAGGAGAAGUUACACCCUGAGAAAUGCCCGUUGUCGCACAGAUGGAUCUGCAAGAAGAAUGCAACCUUGCUGGCUCCCUAGAAUAACCCAGAACAUUAGACACCGUCCCUUGUAGAAUGAUGCAUUUUCUUGUACUUUGUGAUAUUUUAAUGUAAAUAAUCAUAAAAGCAUUGCACAGAAACCAUAGCAUUCGGCAAUCCUGUGUCAAUUGACGUCUGGCUGUAUUAGGGAUAGGUUUGUAUUGUAACCUCCUGUAGCUCCUGGUGUCCAAGGAUAGACGAUGUUUAGCUAAACAGAUUAUAAUAAUUGAUGCACGAUAAAAUGGCUGUGACUAUCUUUUCUGUAUUAAGAAAUGACUCA
Molecule: messenger RNA, 821 nt
Organism: Chrysemys picta bellii (western painted turtle)
Lineage: Eukaryota; Metazoa; Chordata; Testudines; Emydidae
Source: RefSeq, a predicted model, not a curated record